AUGGAAGAAGAAAUAGAGUUGGCUGACUUUUCAAGUGAUAAUGAGUCCAUUGAUAAUCUUUGUGAAUCUGAUGAUGAAGAUGUUGAUUGUACUAUUAGCAAAAAGAUAACGGUAUCAGCUCAUAAAGAUGUUGUUGAUGAUUCCUGUUCUGAUACCUCUGAUGAGGAUGAUGCUCCUGGUAUUCAGGUUUCACGAAGUACUGAAAUAUGGCGAAAAUCCUCUAAAUCGAGAAGCGAUGCUCCGUUUACCAAUGAUUUCGGUCCUAACGUUCCUAGUAAUGUUAAAUCACCUUUAGAUAUAUUUCUCUGUUUAUUUCCAGAUGAUCUGAUAGACACAAUUCUUCUCGAAACUAAUGUUUACUUAGAACAAAAUCGAUAUAAACAGCCAUCUGCAACGAAGGAGGGAUUGCUCAUAUUUUUGGGCAUCAAUAUUCUAAUGGGUGUAAAAAAAUGUCCUUCCUAUCGUGAUUACUGGUCUGCUAAUCCUCAGUUGAACGAUUCGUACAUCAGCUCCUUGAUGACUGUCAAUCAUUUUGCUUUUUUUCUAGGUAGUUUACAUCUGGCAGACAAUAGUAAAGAGCCAAAAAAAGGGGAAACGAAUUAUGAUAAACUAUACAAAGUACGACCCUUGCUCGAUAAACUAAGAAAAACUUUUAAAAAUUGUUGGAAACCUAGCCAAUAUCAAAGUGUUGAUGAGUCGAUGAUCAAAUUUAAAGGUCGCAGUAGCAUGAAGCAAUAUAUGCCUGCAAAACCUGUAAAACGUGGAUAUAAGUGUUGGGUUCGUGCCGAUGAAACCGGAUAUACUUGUGAAUUUCAGGUAUUUACUGGUAAAACCGAAAGCACCGAAAAGCAAUUGGGAGCAAGAGUUGUAAGAGAUCUUACCAGAGUGCUUGUAGAUAAUAAUCACCACGUCUAUUUUGAUAAUUUUUUUACAGGUGUAGAAUUGAUGAUGUCACUAAAAAAUGAUAACAUUUUUGCUUGUGGUACUGUGCGCCAGAACCGUGUAAGACUGCCAAAAAGCGACAUACCUGAUAAAAAAAUGCAUCACGGACAGAGUGAUUUCCGGACAUCCAACACUGGUAUUCGUUGGAUCAAAUGGAUGGACAAAAAAGCUGUCUACUUUUUAUCAAAUUAUCAUGAUCCUAGUGAAGUAGAAACUGUACAACGGAAGCAAAAAGAUGGCUCCUUGAAAACCAUUAAUUGUCCCAUCAUGGUUUCCGAUUAUAAUAAACAUAUGGAGAAGGGUUUGAAUCCAAUUUUGUCUUCCAAGGAAUUCAAAUUACGUUUGGUAGACCAACUGGUUGGACAUAAAUUACAAACAACAAAGGGCAGAAAGCCACAAGCUGCUAAAGUUUCCAAUUACAAACCGCAAGUGUCAAUUGAAAAAGGCGAUCAAAAUCAGCUCACUUACCCGAGAAUACUGCUGCUUCAAAGCGUUGUGCUCAUUGCAGUACAAAAAAUGAUCAGCGACGAACAUCAUGGAUUUGUAAAAUAUGCAAUGUCCCACUCUGCUUAA
This is a messenger RNA of Leptopilina heterotoma, 1515 nucleotides long. Its product is annotated as piggyBac transposable element-derived protein 4-like. The transcript has 2 exons. NCBI's taxonomy places the organism in Eukaryota, Metazoa, Arthropoda, Insecta, Hymenoptera, Figitidae. The coding region runs from base 1 to 1515 and encodes 504 amino acids. The record is from RefSeq and is a predicted model, not a curated record.